This is a messenger RNA of Didymodactylos carnosus, 204 nucleotides long. Lineage: Eukaryota; Metazoa; Rotifera; Eurotatoria; Philodinida; Philodinidae. The record is from the annotation of a GenBank genome assembly.
AUGGCACGUUCUAAUGAUUAUCAAGAUCUUGCUAAAAAAGAUGAAAAUGAAUCUAAUACACAAUAUCAAGUUGCACUAGAUGAUUUACGAACGGCACUACCCAUAUCCCAACCAAAUAUGUCUGAACUUGAGAUAAUUAAUACAGCAAUUAAUUAUAUAAAUCAAUUAGAAAAUAUGAAAAAUCGAAUAACUCAACAGAAUUAA